CUAGCGUUGCAGUAAUCUCAGGCUCCCCGCACAUUAACACACGGUCACACACUGCUACCACAGCCACGAUUCUCAGGUGAUCACCGUAGCAAGCAAGCGAAGAUGGUGCACGCCGCGACGACCGAGCGCUUCAGCAGCGUGUUUGCCUCCUUCGACCGCGACGCCGACGGGAGGAUCUCGGCGGCGGAGCUGCGGCUGUGCAUGAAGGCGGCGCUGGGCGAGGAUGUGUCGGUGGAGGACGGCGAGGCGCUCGUGGCGUUGGCCGACACCGACAGAGACCAGUUGCUGGACGAGCAGGAGUUCCUCCGGCUGGUGGCGCCGCCGGAACCAGAGGAAGAGGAGGAGCGGUGCCGGGGGCUGAGGGAGGCGUUCGCGAUGUACGAGGUGAAGGGCGAAGGGUGCAUCACGCCGGCGAGCCUGAUGCGGAUGCUCGCCAGGCUAGGGUCCGAGCAGGGCAUCGAGGAGUGCCGCGCCAUGAUCCGCAGGUUUGACCUGAAUGGAGAUGGAGUGGUUUGCUUCGACGAGUUCAAGGUCAUGAUGGAUGCCUAGCAGCUUUUUG
Messenger RNA from Triticum aestivum (bread wheat), 559 nucleotides. RefSeq names its product putative calcium-binding protein CML19. The transcript has a single exon. The record is from RefSeq and is a predicted model, not a curated record. Bases 103 to 549 code for a protein of 148 amino acids. NCBI's taxonomy places the organism in Eukaryota, Viridiplantae, Streptophyta, Magnoliopsida, Poales, Poaceae. Gene Ontology annotation, molecular function: calcium ion binding.